GGCUAGUGCGGCUGCUCAUUCACUGUUGUGACUGAGUACUUUGAGUACUGUGACUAUGGUGUUAUUUGGCACGGCCUGGGUGAACAGUUUGAUGUUCAAUUUGAAAAAGAAGCAGCUGAACUGCUUGAAGUUUGUAAAGACGUUUCGUGCAACAGGCUUCUUCAGUUCUACAAAUUAAGGUGGAGGGUCCCAGGUGUUUAAUCCCCAUUAGAGGUGAUUCUGGGUCAUUUACCCACUAGUGAUCACGUGAGUCAACACCAGAACCAAGGUAUGAAAGAAGGUGGAGCUCAUUACCAUCAGUGGGGUUUAAUGGUGCAACCACUGUGAGAUGUUGCCCCAGCCCAUCGUGUGACCGGUUGAGGACACCUGAGCCAAGGUGUGAAUCUGGGUGGAAAUAGUCGGUUUUGUAAACCCCGCCCUCUGUUCAAAGAUGUUCGUUCACAGUGGACAUAGAUGCUUCUUCCACUAACCAUCACUCCUCUCUGUCCGAAAUGUGAACAUUGGCAUCCUCAAAAGAGUGACCUUUGACUUUUAGAUGCAGAUGUACAGCUGAGUCCCUCUUCUGUGUACAGGUGACACAUCCACCUGCGAUCUAGAUUCUUCUUCUGUGGUGGAAUCAUGGAACUGGCCUAUGUGUGUGAGUGGGAGAAGCGUCCGAAGAGCACGCACUGCCCUUCCAUCCCGCUGGUCUGCUCCUGGUCCUGCAGGAACCUCGUGGCCUUCACCACAGACCUGAAGAGCGAGGACGACGACAAGAAUGUGAGUCACAUGAUCCAUAUCAUCGACACUGAGCACCCCUGGGAUGUUUUCUCCAUCAACUCUGGACACACUGAGGUCAUUUCCUGUCUGGAGUGGGACCAAUCAGGCUCACGGCUGCUGUCUGCAGACGGUGACGGGCAGAUCAAAUGCUGGUCGAUGUCAGAUCACCUGGUAAAUAGCUGGGAGAGCGUCCUAUCAAGCUCGCUAGACGGAGACCCCAUCAUCGCUCUCAGCUGGCUGCACAAUGGUGUCAAGCUGGCACUGCACGUGGAGAUGUCUGGCUCCACAAACUUCGGGGAGAAGUUCUCACGGGUGAAAUUUUCACCGUCCUUAACGCUGUUUGGCGGUAAGCCGAUGGAGGGCUGGCUGGCGGUAACGGUGAGUGGUUUGGUGACUGUGUCGCUGCUGAAGCCAGGCGGCGCUCUGCUGACAGCGAGCGAGAGCCUGUGCCGGCUGAGAGGGCGCGUGGCGUUGGCCGAUAUCGCCUUCACCGGAGGAGGGAACAUUGUGGUGGCUGCCACAGAUGGCAGCAGCUCCUCGCCUGUGCAGUUCUACAAGGUGGUGGUCAGUGUGGUGAGUGAGAAAUGUCGCAUUGAUACUGAGCUGCUGCCCUCACUUUUCCUGCGCUGUACCACCGACCCGCUGAGGAGGGAGAAGUACCCCGCUGUCACCCACCUCAAGUUCCUGACCCGGGAGAACUCUGAGCAAGUUCUGCUGUGUGCGUCCAAUCAGAACGGCAGCAUCGUGGAGUGCUGGUCUCUGAGGAAGGAGGGACUUCCUGUUAAUAAUAUCUUCCAGCACUGUUCGCCUGUGGUGGGAGAGAAGCAGCCGACCAUCCUAAAAUGGCGGAUCCUGACGACCACCAGCGACCUGGAGCGUGUGUCGGCUGUUGCUCUGCCCAAGCUUCCCAUCUCCAUCUCCAACACUGAACUGAAGUUCUGCCCCGGACUCGGUCUGGCUCUGGCGUUUCAUGAUGGCAGCAUCCAGAUCCUGCACCGCCUCUCCCUCCACACCAUGGGCGUGUUCUACGGCGCCUCCUCGGCACAGCGCCCUGGAGAUGAGUCGGCCAUCAAGCGCCAGAGAACCGCCGGCCCCACCGUCCACUUCAAGGCCCUGCAGUUCUCCUGGACCUCAUUGGCUCUGGCUGGAGUUGACAACCACGGCAAGCUCCACAUGCUGCGUGUGUCGCCCUCUAUGGGCCAGGUGCUGGAGAUGAACACGACGCUGCGUCACCUACUGUUCCUGCUGGAGUACUGCAUGGUGACGGGUUACGACUGGUGGGAUGUGCUGCUGCAUGUGCAGCCCAGCAUGGUGCACAAUCUGGUGGAGAAGCUGCAUGAAGAGUACAUGAGGCAGAAUCAGGCGCUGCAGCAGGUUCUGGCGACACGCAUUGUGGCAGUGAAGGCUUCUCUCUGUAAACUCUCCACGGCGACAGCGGCUCGAGCGUGUGACUUCCAUGCCAAGCUACUGCUUAUCGCUAUCAGCUCCACCCUCAAGUCUCUGCUGAGGCCUCAUGUCCUCAACACGCCGGACAAGAGUCCUGGAGACCGACUGACAGAGAUCUGCGCCAAAAACACAGACACAGAUAUCGAUAAGGUGAUGAUCAACCUGAAGACGGAGGAGUUUGUACUGGAUGGUCCUCCUCUGCAGUCCCUGCAGCAGCUCAUCCAGUGGGUGGGAGACUUCGUCCUGUACUUGCUCGCCAACCUGCCCAACCAGGGCUCUAUGGUCCGGCCCGGGUUUGGCUUCAUGCGGGACGGGGCGUCUCUGGGGAUGCUGAGGGAGAUGCUGGUGAUGAUCCGGAUCUGGGGUCUGCUGAAGCCCGGCUGUCUGCCCACCUUCACUGCCACGUCGGACAACCAGGACAGCAUGCUGCUGCUGUUCAGGCUACUCACCAAGCUGUGGCUCUGCUCACGGGAUGAUGGCGCCCCCCAGGACCCUGACGACAGUCUGAUCGACGAGUGCUGCCUGCUGCCGAGCCAGCUGCUGGUGCCCAGCAUGGACUGGCUGCCCGUCAAUGACGGUGUGAUGGUGAAGCUCCAGGGCAAGCACCCACUCAGGCUGCAGUUUGGCAAGGCCUCGUCCCUGCCCAGCAACGCCCCGCCCACACCUCUGGAGGUGUUCAACAGGACUCCUGGCUCCCAGAGGAUGGAUAACCUGCGUUGUGUUCACAUGGGCGUCUGUCCUACCGAGGAGAGCAAAGCCUGCACCAGGUGCGGCUGCGUGACAAUGCUCCGUUCUCCCAACAAGACAAACGCCAUGAAGCAAUGGGAGCAGCGCUGGAUUAAGAACUGUUUGUGUGGCGGUCUGUGGAGGAGGAUCCCGCCCACGUUCACCUGAAGUGGUGACACUAAAUCACCUGUUGGUGUGGAGCUUAUUCACAUCCCAAACCUAUUGACCAAUCAGGUUCCUGAAAAUGGUCUUUAAUAUCCAGCUGAGAACCGGCUUCAUGAGACCAGUUUCUGUGUGAGGCACAGGGACUGAAUCCAGUUCCGAUUGAUCGUUGGAGCUGCACUUUGUACAUAAACAGCAUUUUUCUAAUAAAGCCAACCAAACUGAA
Messenger RNA from Pundamilia nyererei, 3319 nucleotides. It is a transcript of the gene med16, whose product is annotated as mediator complex subunit 16. Gene Ontology annotation, cellular component: mediator complex. Bases 619 to 3099 code for a protein of 826 amino acids. The record is from RefSeq and is a predicted model, not a curated record. Gene Ontology annotation, molecular function: protein binding. Lineage: Eukaryota; Metazoa; Chordata; Actinopteri; Cichliformes; Cichlidae. Gene Ontology annotation, biological process: positive regulation of DNA-templated transcription. The transcript has 16 exons.